GCCCUCGCGGAGGUCUGUGCACGCCACUGCCGCCCUACAUUUGUUCUUGUUCGAGAAGCCGUUUCACUCGGAUAUAAGUCAUAGGGAAGAAAAGACUAGCAACUUGCCUUAAUUAGAUAUUUGAGAGCUUCAAGGGGAAGGUUUUCAGUGACUAGCAAAUUAUCUUACCUCACACAAUGCUAGUGUAGGCUAUGACUUAAGAAUAAUUAAAUUCUUCAUUAAUUCUUUUUUUUUUUUUAGUGAUCUAUGCAACGUUUUGCAUUGUAUGACCUGCAUUUUUUUUUUCUUUUGCAAAACUAAAUAAAACAUUUAGAAGAACUUUGGGAACCAGACAUUAGUUUUUGUUGCACUGCCUUUUUGUGGAUUGUGUUGUUAUCUAAUAAGAACCACUAAAAUAACGACAAUCCUCAAAGACAGAUAGAGAGAGAGAGAGAGAGAGAUCCUAAUAUAUAUUUUUAUUUUUACAUAAUUGUAUUUUUUUAGUAUUUAAAUGUGACCUGGACAUGUUCUUGACAGGUUGCAGUGAGAUUCGCAUUUCAGAUCCAGCCACACACACACAGGACGGACACGCGCGCGCACAAAAGGAGAGCGAGAGGGAGAGAUAGCGCGCGCGAGCUCGAGCUGGAUUCGCUACUUUCAUUCGGCUCACUGAGGUUUCAACUAGCGACACAAGCGGCUGUCUGUCACUUUCACCUGCUGAAAAUGAUCCUCAAAUUCACCUGCCUGCUCGGAUUGCUGCUCUGCGGCUGUCAAGCUGUGCUUCAGGUUUCAAUUUCACUCAAUAAAGUGGAACUGAGUGUCGGAGAGUCUAAAUUCUUCACAUGUACAGCCAUUGGUGAGCCGGUCAGCAUAAACUGGUUCAGUCCUCAAGGCGAGCGCAUCAUCUCAAACCAGAGAGUGAUCGUGCACACAGAGGGCGUGCGGUCCAGGCUAACCAUCUACAACGCCAUCAUCGAGGAUGCUGGGAUAUACCGAUGCCAGGCUGUGGACGCCAAAGGACAGAGCCAGGAGGCCACGGUGGUGCUGGAGAUUUACCAGAAGUUGACGUUCCGCGAGGUGAAGACGCCGCAGGAGUUUCGUCAGGCCGAGGACGCUGAGGUCAUCUGUGAUGUCAUCAGUUCACCUGUGCCAGCCGUGUCCUGGUUCUACAAGAACAGAGAAAUCACGUCCGAACCGAACAGCAGAUUUCAAGUGCUUCCCAGCAACAACCUGCAGAUCCUGAGAGUGAGCAAAGCUGACGAGGGCGUGUAUCGCUGUGAGGCGCGUGUAGAGGCCCGAGGAGAGAUCGAUUUCAGGGACAUUGUGGUGCUGGUGAACGUUCCUCCGGUUCUGUCAGUGCCGCAGCAGUCCUUCAACGCCACCGCCGACUACCAGGAGUCAGUGACGUUCACCUGCAUCACCUCCGGCUCCCCCGACCCUCAGGUGACCUGGUACUGGAAGGGUCACGUGAUCGAGCGAUCGGAGCAGUAUGUGUUGAACACUAUGGACGGAGGCAAAAGCACGCUGACCAUUAAAAACAUCCGUCAAGGUGACGGAGGGCCGUACACCUGCCGCUCCAGCAACAAGGCCGGGAGCACCGAGAGUCAGCUGUUCCUCAAAGUGUUCGUCCAGCCUCACAUCACUCAGCUGAGGAACGUCACAGCGGUGGAGGGAAGCGCUGCGAUGAUCUCCUGUACGGCUGAGGGAGAACCGCUGCCCGAGAUCUCAUGGAGGAGAGCCAGUGAUGGACAGACGUUCACAGAUGGAGAUAAGAGUCAGGAUGGCCGUGUGGAAGUGCGUGGACGACAUGGGAAAUCCAUGUUGACCAUCAGCGGCGUUCGACUCUCAGAUUGGGGUCGAUUCGACUGUGAAGCUCUCAGCAGGAUCGGAGGCCAUCAGAAGAGCAUGUUCUUGGAUAUUGAGUAUGCACCGAAGUUCCAGACUAAUCAGAGCAUCUUCUACUCAUGGGAGGGAAACCCAGUGAACAUCAGCUGCGACGUGAGGUCCAACCCUCCAGCAACGAUGCUGUGGAGACGAGACCGGUUUACCAUCUCUAGUCAAGGGACCAGCAACAUUCGCAUUCACACUGCAGAGGGACGAUCGCUUCUGGAGGUCACUCCGGUGUCCGACAGGGAUUUUGGACGCUACAACUGCACAGCCAGAAACAACAUCGGCGCUCGAUACCAGGAGUUUAUAUUAGCACAGGCAGAUGUCCCGUCGAACCCGUACUCCGUACGGCUCACCGCCGUCUCCCAGCGUCUCGCCACCGUCACCUUCAUGAAGCCCGACUCGCACGGAGGCGUCCCGAUCAGCUAUUACAUCAUCAACUACAAAGACACGAGCACGCAGGAUUGGAGGACAGUGAGAUCACAUGGAGUUCAGACCGCAGUAGUUCUGGCUAGCCUGGAGCCCAACACGACGUAUGAGGUGAGAGUGGCGGCCGUCAAUGGAAAGGGUCAGGGUGAAUUCAGCCACACAGAAACCUUCCAGACGUUACCCAUCCGCGAGCCGAGUCCUCCGACGGUUCACGGACAGAGAGGCGUCGGGAAGGCCUACAGACUGGGACUGAUCAAACAGGACGACGGUGGGAUGCCUAUCGUCGAGUACAUCGUGAAGUAUAAAACGGAUAAAGAGGAGCAGUGGAUGACGAAGCUGGUUCCCGGCAUGAAUGAUUUCGCGCUGCUGCAGCCGCUGCAGUGGAACACGCGCUACAACGUGGAGAUCACGGCACGCAACGUCAAGGGCCUGUCGGAGCCCACCUUCUUCCAGUUCCUCAUGCCGCAGAAACCCGACAUCACAGCAGAUUCUCUGUUCAGCGGUCUGGGUCUCGGCGCUGUGGUGGGUCUCGGGGUGGCGGCUCUUCUUCUGCUGCUGGUGCUGGUGGACGUGUGCUGCUUCUUCCUCCGUCAGUGCGGUCUCCUCAUGUGCAUCACCCGCAAACUCUGCAGCAAGAAAACCACAACCAGCGGCAAGAGCAAAGAGCUGGAGGAGGGCAAAGCCGCCUACCUGGUUGAUGGCUCGAAGGAGCCCAUCGUGGGGAUGAGAAGUGAAGAAGAGAGAAUUGCUAACAAGGAGGACUGCAGUCCAGUGCACGAACCCAAUGAGACGACUCCUCUGACAGAGCCAGAGAAACUCCCGCUGAAGGAGGAGAACGGCAAGGAGGUGCUCAAGCCGGACUUGAUCGAGAUCAAGGUCCACACGGACAACAGCAUCCACACAAAACAGGACGACAGCAAAGCGUAAUGGAGACCGGAGGCAUUCCCGGCCCCAACAAACUGAGACCAAAACAGAAAUGAAAAAAAAUAUCACAAAAGAGAAAAGAAAAAAGAAGAAAAAAGAAAAGAAAUCUUCACUAAUGAAGGGCGUGUAAAUAUGUUCAAAUAUAAACAGAGUUUUUUUGUGAUAAAUCUACUGUUCUUUCUAUUCACGACGGCUCCAGCACUACUUUUCGGUUGAUGUGUCCGUCUUUGUGUUUUGGAGGAUCUCAGAAAUGAGCCCAUUGAAUUCCCAGGCCUUCUUCUACUGUCCAGGCAUGUCCAGUCUGAUUUCUGACCAGCGGGACGUCGUAUUGUGUCAUAAACACUGCAAAAAAUCAUGUUCUUCCUCAGUAUUUUUUGUGUUGUUUUUCAGCACAAAUAUCUAAUUAUUCUUAAAUCAAGAUACAUUUACUGGAGAAGCAAAAUGACUAAAAAUAUUAAGAUAUUAAAAUAGUAAUUGAUCAAAAUUGAGUUUAUGCUUAAAACAGGAGAAAUAUAUAUAUAUACAUUCAACAAAAAUGUUAAGCCUUUAUUAAGAUUUAAGCAAUUUAAUUAAUAGUAAAAAUUGUAAUUGAAUAAUUGAUUAAGGAUUGUUCACUUAUUCAAUUAAAAUUCAUAAGGAUUAUUCAGUUCAGUCUGAUAGAAUUUUACUAUUAAUUAAAUUGCGGAAAUCUUAAAAAAAGGCUUUACGUUUUUUUUAAAUGUGUGUGUGUGUAUAUAUAUAUAUUUUUCUUUAUUUUUUUGACCCCACUGUCAGAUUUUUUUUCUUGUUUUAAGCAUAAAUUCAUUAUUCGUUAUGUUCCAUUCAGUGGACUCUUAUUUUGAUAUUCUGUUCUGUUUCCUUUAGUUCCCUUUUCCCUGCUCUGUUUAGUUUCACAUUUAGAACAUUUGAAUCACUUGAACCAAUUGCUUUGUAAAAUGAUUCACUGUUUCGAAUCACUGUUUCAAAAAACACCUUUUACAAACUAUUUGCAAAUGUUUUAUUCAAGGUGUCAUCUAUUAAGUGCGAUUAACAAAUCAUAUGAAGGUUCUCUAAUAUGUGUGGUUUAUUUUAUGAAUAAAAUUAAAUCAUUUUAUGGAGAGCUUGGUUAAUCAGAGACUUUUAACUACAACUCCUCUUUUUAAUAUGCAAAUGUGUCAUUAAAUGUCUACAAAUGUAUAAAAUUGAUCCAAGAACAGGUAAAAAUCAUAUAGCCGACAGACGGUUCAUGGGUUCGCAGAGAUCGUAGCGGCGAAAUAUUGAAAUUUCAAAAAAAUUCGAAACGGUUCUGAUGCAACGAAGCGAAACUAAUGAUUUGCAAAAGUUUCGAAGCUUCACAAAGCUUGUUUCAAAAGAAUCUAUUAGUGAAUAAAGACUGUUUAUUUUCUGAACUCACAAAUAUAUGUAAUAGAUCCAUUUUUAAGUAAACUAGACUUAAUAUCUUCAGUCAUUUUUCUUCUCCAAUAAAGUUUUCUUGAUUUAAGAAUGUUUAGAUGUUUGUACUGGAAAACAAGAGAGAAACACUGAGGAAGAAAGUGAUUUUUGCAGUGAUUUCAGAUUCUCAUCUAAAUGUGUUCAUCGGUUUUUAUCCCACAACCCUUUGGAUUUCUUCUAUUUUUCCAGGCAUGUCCUAGGCUCUUUUCAGACGGUGCGUCUCAUAUAUGUCAACAUUUGAAGACGUCAUCGGUUUGUAUUCUCCAUCUUGUCGUCAGGGUCGCUUCUCAAAAGAAACCUGGCAAAACUUUGUAGUAAAGUCACUUUGUAGUUUGGAUUUCCUCAACUGCCAUGAUGCCGGAUGAAAUGCUCUUCUUAAUUUAUGUUGAUUAAUGUGUGAUUUGAGAAUGGCUGGACGUGUUCUGCACAAAUACACAAAGAAGCGAAUGUUUGACCGACGCUUUGUAAGCUCAGUUUGAUUGUACCUGCACUGAAUGUGUGUUUCUGUGUGGCUCCAGCACUCCAGAGGGCGCUAGAGUUUACAUUAAAUCUCUCAAAGCUGAUGUGUUGUUAUUCAGGCACCUGCUGUAAAGAGUUUAAUGAACUUGCUCUUUAAAGGUUAGUCCAUCAGGAUAGUGAUUAAGCUAAAAGAGAAAACUGACUCUGUCGCCCCCUGGAGUUCGGUGUUAUUUUAAUAUUAUUUAUAUAGUAUUUAUUAAUGUUUUGAAUUUGCUUUUAUUUUUAUAUUUUUAGUUUUCAUUUUAAUCUUAGUUUAAGUUUUUGUACUUUUAUCAUGUGCCUUUUGUCAUUUUUAUUUUUAUUUUGUUUUAAUUUGAGUUUUAUUUUUAAAAUUGUAUUUUAUUUCACUUAAUUGCUAAGGCAAUUGUAUUUAAAAUUAAACAUUUUCAUCUAAUAUUUAUAUUUUAUUUAACUUUAACGAAGUGUAUUAAUAUUUUGAAUUAGCUUAAUUUUUUAUAUUUUUAAGGUUUUUUUUGUAAUUUUAUU
Messenger RNA from Ctenopharyngodon idella (grass carp), 5655 nucleotides. RefSeq names its product neural cell adhesion molecule 2-like. Gene Ontology annotation, molecular function: protein binding. The record is from RefSeq and is a predicted model, not a curated record. The transcript has 18 exons. Gene Ontology annotation, biological process: cell adhesion. Lineage: Eukaryota; Metazoa; Chordata; Actinopteri; Cypriniformes; Xenocyprididae. Gene Ontology annotation, cellular component: membrane; neuron projection. The coding region runs from base 703 to 3222 and encodes 839 amino acids.